Molecule: messenger RNA, 2852 nt
Organism: Argiope bruennichi
Lineage: Eukaryota; Metazoa; Arthropoda; Arachnida; Araneae; Araneidae
Product: probable 3',5'-cyclic phosphodiesterase pde-5
Exons: 26
Coding region: 125-2770 (881 amino acids)
Biological process (GO): negative regulation of receptor guanylyl cyclase signaling pathway; signal transduction
Molecular function (GO): protein binding; 3',5'-cGMP-stimulated cyclic-nucleotide phosphodiesterase activity
Source: RefSeq, a predicted model, not a curated record
CCCAAACAAAGAUGUAAAUAAUGCAAUUUCAGUGAACUAUAAAAUAUUACGAUGACAUAAACUUUUUAUCAAGUAUAAUUUAUAAUGUUCCUUAUCUUGGUUUAGGGAAAGCAGAAACAAGUUAAUGGAUCGUUGCAUUACUGUAAAAGUUAUAAAAACAAAGGCAGGAUACCACAUGUAUAGACCCAAAGGUACUCAAGGUCGAUUGCCCCCUCUUCUGUCUGUCAGUCCAGUGGGAGGUAGGCAUUCCUCCAAGUACCAAUCAAGAAGUCCCAGUGCUUCUGCCAGCAAAUACCACAGCAAAUGUUGCCUGCCCACCAGGCCUCCGUCACCUGGACCUGGAGAAUAUUUGGAAGGUCUGUCGUGUAAAAUUUCAGUGAGGAGUUCGAGAAGCUCUCGGACGGCUAAACGGCAUACAAGACCACAAUCACAAGACUGGUCGCAGAUAGUAACUGAUUACCUGAAAAAGCAUGAAGAAUUCUUAGAAGAAUAUAUUCUGGAAAAUAUUCCACUGGAUCUUUUGGAAAGGUUGGUUAUCAGAAAAAUUCGCCGCCAAGGGCAAUAUGCAGAAGAAAUGGCCGAAACUAAUGAAGUGGUGCCAAAUCUAUCUAGAUGGAAGUUUUGUGUCCAUGCUGACAAAAGAGAAAUGCUCCAGGAGCUGACAUCCACUCUCUUCUCUUAUCCCAACAAGAUCCGAGUUCUGACAGAGUUGGCAAACACUGUGGCAUCCGCUGUCAAUGCUAGUGACUGGCGACUUUACAUUUAUGACGCGGAUACAAAGAAAUUAUGUUCUUUUGGAAGCGAUAACGAAUGCUUAAAUGAUUUUCAAAUAGAAGAUACACUGGCAGAUUACGUAAUGAAAACUAAAGAAACUGUUCGCUGUAAAUCUACAGAUAGAGAUAAUCGAUUCCCAGAAGGAGUGUCGAUUAACCUUGAUAAACCAGUGUAUGUUUUGUGUCAUCCUGUUUUGCAACCUGAUGAGGAAUUAUCAGGGGUUCUGGAACUGUAUAAAGACGCUUCAGACGUAGAAUUUCAUGAAGAAGACGAAGAGAUAGUAAACAGCUACUUGGUUUGGGGAGGAAUAGCACUCCAUUAUGCAGAAUUAUAUGUUAAUAUGAUGAAACAAAGGGAACUGAAUAUGUUUCUACUCACUGUGGUUAAAUCCAUUUUUCAAGACAUGAUCAGUAUGGAUACAGUAAUAUUAAAAAUCAUGAUGUUCGCCAGAAAAUUAGUGAGCGCAGACCGAGCCUCUUUAUUCUUGGUAGACGGGCGUUCAAGCGAGUUGUACGCCAGAAUUUUCGAUGUCAGCAGUUCAGAAAAUGAAGAUGAGAAUUUAAACGAUAAGAAAGAAGUUGAUUUAAAGCCUCAGGAAAUAAGAUUUCCAAUGGGCAAAGGAAUAGCUGGUUAUGUUGCAAUGACCGGAGAAUCACUGAAUAUACCAGAUGCUUACAACGAUUCCAGAUUUAACAGGUCCGUUGAUCAAAGAACAGGAUAUAAUACGAGGAAUCUUUUAUGCAUGCCGAUUUUCAUUCGAGGGAGCGUUAUUGGAGUUGUGCAAAUGGUCAAUAAAACUUCUGGAGCUUUUACAAAAAGUGACGAAGAAGAUUUUGCAACAUUUGCCAUUUACUGUGGACUAGCGCUUCAUCAUGCUAAAUUGUAUGACAAAAUUCGAAGAUCGGAGCAAAAGCAUAAAUUGGCCUUGGAGAUUUUGUCCUAUCAUAAUACGUGUUCAGAAGAGGAAUUAGACGCAAUUAAAGCUGUCAAAAUACCCAUAGAUGUGGUACAGUUGCAAGAGUACAGCUUCUCUGCUGAUCAGCUGAAUUCUGAUGAAAAGGUUGUCGCUUCAAUAUUUAUGUUAACGGAUUUACCACAAAUCCAAAAAGUUAUGAAAAUCGAUCACGAUUCUUUGGUUCGUUUCACUCUGACUGUACGCAAGAAUUAUCGUCGAGUUCCUUACCAUAACUGGUCCCACGGUUUCUGUGUUGCCAAUUCUGCAUAUGUUGUGAUCAGAAAAAGUGGAGUUUUCAAACCACUGGAGGAACUUGCUUUGUAUGUUGCCUGUCUUUGCCACGAUGUGGAUCAUCGAGGUAAAACUAACCAGUUUCUAAAGAAUGCUGCAUCUCCGCUUGCCGCCAUCUAUUCCACAUCUGUUUUGGAACACCACCAUUUUAACAUGACAGUUUCAAUACUGCAGCAAGAUGGACAUAAUAUAUUCAGCAAUUUGUCUUCAGCAGAUUAUAAAAAGAUGUUGAACAACAUCAAACAUUGCAUUCUAGCCACGGACUUGGCAUUAUUCUUUCCGAAUAGAGCCAAUUUGGCUGCAAUUGUAGAGGAAAAGAAGUUUGAUUUUGACAAUUCGGAACACAGAUUAUUGCUUCAAGCUAUUACAAUGACUGCAUGCGAUCUUUGCGGUAGCACCAAAAGCUGGGAACAGCAAAAAGAAAUCGUGAAGGUGAUAUUUGAAGAAUUUUACGAUCAGGGUGAUAUUGAAAAAUCACAAGGAAGACAACCAAUACCAAUUAUGGACAGAAAUAGAAUGGAUGAGCAACCAACUUCACAAGUUAGCUUUUUGAAAGGAAUUUGUAUUCCUUGCUAUGAAUUACUCUAUGCAUUGAUACCUGAAACCAAGCCUAUGCUGGAAGGAUGCAAAGAAAAUUUGAGGAUUUGGGAAAGUUUGGCUGCAGAACAAGAGAAAAACAAAACUGAUGAUAGUUGCACAGAUGAAUUGAAUGAUGAGAAAGAAAAAACAAGUUGUUCAAAAAUAAUGUGAACUAUUUAUUGCAUGCUGCUAACCAAUGAUUCAUAGUCUCAUAAUACCAAUUUUCAAAUCAAAACUCUUAAUAUUUAAUCUC